Corythoichthys intestinalis (scribbled pipefish) is the source of this 4522-nucleotide messenger RNA. It is a transcript of the gene ppp3cca, whose product is annotated as protein phosphatase 3, catalytic subunit, gamma isozyme, a. Lineage: Eukaryota; Metazoa; Chordata; Actinopteri; Syngnathiformes; Syngnathidae. The record is from RefSeq and is a predicted model, not a curated record. Gene Ontology annotation, cellular component: cytoplasm; calcineurin complex. Gene Ontology annotation, molecular function: calmodulin-dependent protein phosphatase activity; calmodulin binding. The coding region runs from base 924 to 2453 and encodes 509 amino acids. Gene Ontology annotation, biological process: calcineurin-mediated signaling. The transcript has 14 exons.
UGGCUCUGUGGCGACCUUCACGUCGGGGAUCUCCGGGAAGAAAUUUGUAGGCCACGCUUAUAUACCAAAUAUGUGGACGCAUGUUUUUUAUGGAGUUAAGGUGUUAUUCCAUUAACCAAAAAUAGUCAGUUGCCCUAUAAAGAAUCAAUUGUAUGCAUUUUCCAUUGAUCGCCCAUCUGCAAGCGUCCAUUGGAGAGUGAAUCCAUUGUAUUAACCAUGUUGACAUAAACGCAUAGUGUUUGUGAACGCACCCUCAACCCACGUGUCACGUUUCCAUAGUCACGUCACGGCGGCUCCACCAUGUUGUAGGAAAUCCACCGCCGCCUCUUCACACUGUCAGAUUACACUUUAAUCUGAGGAGGUGGAUACACUGUCAAGACGUGCUCUGUCUCUUGGAACGACUUUACAUUUUACCUAAAGGCUGUCAUUUUCUUCAGGGAGCGGCUUGUACCUCGAAGAUGAACCACCAGGCUUCAUUUGCCGUCUUUUCCUGUUCGCCCACUUGCCACUACAUUCUAAAUGUUAGCUGGCUAACUAGCGAAAAAUAGAGUAACUAAAUCGGAUUAUCUCGGAAAAGCACUCUUCGCUCUGGGUAAUAUUCAGGUAUUUAAAAAUUUGCUAAUAACGACCACGUUCUUAAAGCAAAGGAACUCCCUCUUUGUAUUGCACGCGUCUAUUCCUGCACACAUUUAUGAACCGUAAUUCUCUUCCAGCACUAAUGUUGCUGCAAGUAAGCUAGCACCCCACAAAGAGCUGCAGCUCCUUGGCCAGCCUUAUUUUUUUUCUUUUACCCCCACCGAAUGUUUGGAAGAUCAAUAUUAAAACCGAAAGUCAAGACCACGAAACCGAUGCGCUACUUUGUACCAAGCUAACGGGGAGGAGAGCAGCACAAUUUUCAACAACUAAAUACAAACGAAGCGAAGAUGUCUGGAAAGGAUAAAGAGAAACAAGAAAAACAGUCCACAACGGAGCGGCUCAUUAAAGCUGUGCCAUAUCCCCCACAACAUAAACUGACCAUAAAAGAGUUAUUUGAAGAUGGCAAGCCCAACGCAGAACUGCUACGUAACCAUCUCGUCAAAGAGGGCAGGGUGGAAGAAGAUGUAGCGCUAAAGAUAAUCAACGAUGGAGCCAACAUCCUUCGGCAGGAAAAAUGCAUGCUGGAAGUGGAGGCACCUAUUACAGUAUGUGGUGAUGUCCACGGUCAAUUCUUUGACCUCAUGAAGUUAUUUGAAGUGGGAGGAUCACCUAGUAAUACGAGGUAUCUCUUCCUCGGAGACUACGUAGAUCGAGGAUACUUCAGCAUUGAGUGUGUUCUCUACCUCUGGUCACUCAAGAUCAACCACCCCACCACACUCUUCCUCCUCCGAGGGAACCAUGAGUGCCGGCACCUUACAGAGUACUUCACCUUCAAACAGGAAUGUAAAAUUAAGUACUCAGAAAGGGUCUACGAUGCCUGUAUGGAGGCCUUUGAUUGCCUGCCACUUGCUGCCCUGCUUAAUCAACAGUUCCUGUGUGUACACGGUGGACUCUCACCAGAAAUUAACUGCCUUGAUGACAUAAGGAAAUUAGAUAGAUUUAAAGAGCCUCCGGCAUUUGGGCCAAUGUGUGACCUGAUUUGGGCCGACCCUGGUGAAGACUAUGGGAGUGAAAAGACAACGGAACACUUCAACCAUAACUCUGUCAGAGGCUGUUCCUACUUUUUCAGUUACUCUGCAGUUUGUGACUUUUUGGUAAAUAAUAAUUUGUUGUCAGUAAUUAGAGCCCAUGAAGCCCAAGAUGCAGGCUAUCGGAUGUACAGAAAAAGUCAGACUACAGGCUUCCCUUCAUUAAUUACAAUCUUUUCAGCACCAAAUUAUCUUGACGUGUACAACAAUAAAGCUGCUGUAUUAAAAUAUGAGAACAACGUGAUGAAUAUCCGACAGUUCAACUGUUCCCCGCAUCCUUAUUGGUUACCCAAUUUCAUGGACGUCUUCACAUGGUCUUUGCCAUUUGUUGGCGAAAAAGUGACAGAGAUGUUGGUGAAUGUUCUCAACAUUUGCUCUGAUGAUGAACUCAUGUCGGAGGGAGAUGAUCUUUAUGAAGGUGGCACCACAGCGAUGCGAAAGGAGGUGAUUCGUAACAAGAUCCGUGCAGUUGGCAAAAUGGCCCGAGUCUUCUCAGUGCUAAGGGAGGAGAGUGAGAGUGUAUUAACUCUCAAAGGCCUGACCCCAACUGGAACACUUCCCAUGGGAGUGCUGUCUGGUGGAAAGCAGACAUUACAGACUGCUACUAUUGAAGCAGCUAAAGCAAAAGCUAUCCAAGGCUUCUCUCCCACGAGGAAGAUUCGUAAUUUCGAGGAAGCACGCGGACUGGACAGGAUAAACGAGAGGAUGCCGCCACGUAAAGAUGGCCAGCAGCCAGAUGGCGGUAGCAUCAAUAGCAACACACCCAACAAGAACGGCACUGACGGAUAGGCCUCGUAAAGCACUCCUUUUUCAUCCCCGGCUCAUCCCCGCCAAUCUCACUGCACCUCACUUUCCUUUUCCCGUCCAUCUUCUGCGUGCAUGUCAUCAGGUGGGAAGAAAUGAAGCAGACACAUUAGUGGUGGAAAACAAACGGAUGCCACAAACAAUAACUGGGGAAUCUUAUUUAACAAAAGAAUAUAUUAAAUAUUUAAUAGCAUCCGGUGAUUGAAUGAAGACAUUUUGCUGUACACUGAACCACGCUUAUAAAUGUCACAGUUAGACAGCUUAGAUUAAUGAAAAAAAGACAAAUUUAUACAUUGGAUUUGUUGCGAUAAAGCUUGUAGCCCGAGCCGCUUCACUUUGAGGUUUUCCCCAGGAUAUCAAAUGGGCGACACUGCUUAUAGUAGGUGGGGCGGGUAAAAUACUAUUUUAUACUUUGAAGAGAAAUGUGAUGUCUUAUUUAUGAAAUUCUGACAUUUUAAAGAAGCCCAAAGGUUAUGGGAAGAUUUUGUUGAGUAUUUUGUUCUCUCUGAGUAACACUAUCCUGUAUUAUUAUUUGUGACUGAAAUCGUUUUAAAAAUGAAGAUGAAAUGCUUUUUGGGCUGUAGGCCUGAUCGUUGUUCACCUGAUGGCAGCUAGGACGUUUGAGCUCACCUAAACCAAAUGAUGGGAUGUAGCGUACAGUACAGUAAUGCACAGCACGGCUUGUUCCGCUCUUCUCCCACAUCCUGGAUGGAAGCACAUCAAGAAAGCAUAAUGAGAUGAACCCAUUUCAAUAAAAGAGGACAUAUUUGCCCAAGAAACAAACUCUGGAAAAAAGACUUUAAUUCACGGAUGAGAUGUUUCAGUAUUUAAAGGAAAUUCAGCAGUUUAAACUGCUGCGUUAAUGUCAAACAUGUUUUAGGUCCUAUUGUUGCUUUACUGAGGCUGUUUAAGUGUCUCCAUCUACUGUUAAUUAUACAGUAUGCAGAUGUGCGCGCGCUUGCUUUAAAAAAAUUGUGACAAUUCUGUUAAAUAAGGCUUCUAAAUGAUCGCAAUAUGUUGAAUGGAGACACAAUAGACUGAUGUCUUAUGUGGAGCACUGUCACCAUCACAUGACUGAUGAUGAGGCUUAGCAGUACUGUAGUCAUCUACUGGCUUGCUUUGCUCACCUUUGUUCCUUCUUUUUUACAAGCUGGUGUGCGAGCCGCUUAGUAGUCGCUGUGAUUUCCUGAUGUUUGUGAAGUUUUUCUGUGGCUUGCCUCACUUUUGCUCUGACCACCUUCCCUUCUCUUCAUUGGCAACCAACAACCCUUUAAGACUUGCUUUUUACCUUCGACUAGAGCAACAACGGAGGAGGAGUUGGGCCACUUAUAUGUGCAAUAUUUGUUUAUUGUUGUUUUUUUAAAAGGGAAAAACUCAAUCCUGAUUUUAGGAACAUUUAUCCGUCAUUUUUACAAUGCUUAACCUUUUGGGCGUUCUGUUCAUAUGUGGCCCAGAGCCUCCUCUCACUUUUCAACUGGUGCUGUCAUAUAACCAAUGCUUGGUUUUUGGCACUUAAUAAGGCAUAGGGGUAAAAGGUGGAGCUUUAAUGAAAAAAUAUGCUAUCUUCAUGUAAAAAGGUUCCUUUAAUUAAUUUGAUAAGUUGUUUGCACUCGUGCCAUGCCACUCUGGACACACUUGAAGAUCUGGUUGUGUGUGGAAGGCAAACAGAGUCAAGCCACGUGACAUUUUUGGGUACGAGUUCCUAAGUGGAGUAUUGUACUUUGGUCUUAUACACAUUUCAGUAAAAGCCCAAAGUAUUGAGGUAUGUUAACUCAUUCGGUCCUAAUGAGUUGAUCUUGUAAAUUAAAGGAUUUUUCUUGCUUUCUUUUAUUUAAUUUUUUUUUUUAAAUAAGGCUUUAUUGGUUGACCCACACAGUAUACUGACCUGUCAGGUAAUUUACUGCACAUAUCAUGCAGAAUGUAAAAAUAAGAAAAAAUGCUCACAAAGAAUCUUUUAUUGGUGAAAGUGUACCGUACGUAUCAUGCAAGGCCAUGAAAUCUUAUACAUAGAUGUAUCACUUGAAAGAAAAAUUAAAAUACAGUGUUUUAUUUCA